CUACAACGCCUUGCGCCUCUCGAGAGAGUACGAGAUAUCCCCCCGAGACUUGGCGAGGAGCGUCACGAGUACUGUCUACGACGAGCAUAUCUACAGACCAAUUCAUUGAUCUAGUAUUGGAGAGAUCCUAAGUGCGAUCGCAACCAUGGAUGCAAAGCCUUUCCGUCCCACGCGCGCGUUGCCCGCCGCCAACAACGAGAACUUAGCUCAGGCGAAACAGAACAUUCACCAGCGAUUUAAAUCAACCGGCAGCCUUCGAGGCCAGCCUGCACUUGCCACAAGCACAACCGGCCUACCGCAAGCCACCACAAGGCGUGCUGUUUUUGCCGACAAGAGCAACACGGUCAGAACCAACAUGUCACAAGACGACUCGAAGAUGCCCCAUGCAAAGUUCCAGGUCGCCAGGGCCAAGGAAAACUCAAACCCCAGCCAUGGCGCGCAGAAAGACGCGUUCUUACGCCCCGCACAACGACCCAAGGGUGCCUCGCUCCUUCCCUCGGCAGCAAGCGGCGGUUACCUUCAACCACUGAACGCGGCCGGUGAUUCGCAAGCACCUUCUCAGGGGGCGACCAAACCACUCAAGCGUGCAACCACCAUCGUCUACAACGACAACAGUCGUCCUGCAACAUCAGGUUCCGCCACCAUCAACAGCCAGAAGAUCGAGGCCACUGAUGAAGGCUCCACCGCCGCUGCUGCACCAUUCACACGCAAACCUCGUCAUCACCAGAGCCAGCCCGCUCUCAAGUCUACGCAGCAAAAAGAACAGCACAUCGUCUCCCUGCUUGACGCCGACAUUAAGAAUCUGGUCAACUGGGAACCCCUUACUGCCGAGAAGAACACCCACGAAGAAGACGUCGCUCAAACCCCUUACCUGGACGCCGUGGAGGAACUGUCACCUGAGAAAUUCCCCGUACUCCAGUCUGUUCGGGCAGAAGCUACGCUUUCUGUGCCUGGCCCAGACUCUGAGUUGCGAUCCGAGCCUCGUGCUCUCAAGACCAACUACCAGGAGGAGUGCGUUGCUCCUGCUACGGACCCGGACCACUCUGAUCACGAAGACGAAGACUUCUACGAGGUCGACCAAGGAUACACGACAGCCAACCUGUACCCUGGUGGCGACGCACCCCUCACUGACACCGCUGAGCUCCCCGAAGGCGAGCCUGAGCCCAGCAUCACGGUCACAGUCAUGGACGCCCCAAGGUUCUCCAGCCAGAUGCUGGAAGAGAUCGAGGAAGCCCGUGAGCAUGUAGAGAGGAACCGCAGUUCUGAAGAGGUCGAAGAUGAGCUGUGGGACAUCAGCAUGGUGGCUGAGUACGGCGAUGAGAUCUUCCAGUACAUGAAGGAGAUGGAGAUCGCGCUUCUCCCCAAUCCUCACUACAUGGACAUACAAACCGAGAUCCAAUGGUCGAUGCGUGGUGUGCUGAUGGACUGGGUGAUUCAAGUCCAUGGCCGUUUCAAUCUUCUUCCCGAGACUCUCUUCCUCGCAGUCAACUUCAUAGAUCGGUUCCUCACCGUCAAGGUCGUGUCCUUGGGUAAGCUCCAGCUUGUCGGUGCCACAGCUAUUUUCUUGGCGGCAAAGUACGAGGAGAUCAAUUGCCCCUCUGUGCAGGAAAUCGUCUACAUGGUCGACGGCGGCUAUUCGGUGGAUGAAAUCCUCAAGGCGGAACGAUACAUGCUGAGCAUGCUUGACUUCAACCUCGGUUUCCCAGGACCCAUGAGUUUUCUGAGACGUAUUAGCAAGGCCGACGACUAUGAUCUUGAGACGCGAACCCUUGCCAAGUACUUCCUUGAAGUCACUGUUAUGGACGAGCGCUUUGUCGCCUCUCCGCCAAGCUUCCUUGCAGCCGGAGCUCAUUGUCUAUCACGUCUAAUCCUGGAGAAAGGUGGUUGGACUCUAGACCAUGUCCACUACUCCGGUUAUACAUUCGCCCAGCUGCAGCCCCUGGUAAACAGUGUUCUCGAAUGCUGCGCCAUUGCGGACAAGCAUCAUCAAGCCGUGUUCGAAAAGUAUUCUGACAAGCGCUUCAAGAAGUGCGCCAUCUAUGUUCACGGCCAGAUCAAGUCCGGCUUCUUCCUGGAGCCUGUCAAAGCUGCGGUUUCCGCGGCGAACGCGCGCUACGAGAACUUCCCUUACACCUUGGGCUCCACGACGUCAGCGUACGAGCCCUCAUCGUACAUGAGAAUGCCGAUUCCUAUGCAGGGUUGAACAAAGGCAUGGCAUGGGGUUACCCCCAAGUGCUACUCCACAGAGACUACGGCAUGUCCCCGCACCCCUUAUUAGGCCUCAUGGUCAUUUGUACAUAUUGCGGCGCUGUCGUCUGUCGGCGAGUUGCAGGGCUAGUUGCAAGGGGGGCUUACUAUUCUCGGCAC
Messenger RNA from Truncatella angustata, 2367 nucleotides. RefSeq names its product cyclin-like protein. The transcript has 4 exons. Lineage: Eukaryota; Fungi; Ascomycota; Sordariomycetes; Amphisphaeriales; Sporocadaceae. Gene Ontology annotation, molecular function: cyclin-dependent protein serine/threonine kinase regulator activity. Bases 146 to 2203 code for a protein of 685 amino acids. Gene Ontology annotation, cellular component: nucleus; cyclin-dependent protein kinase holoenzyme complex; cytoplasm. The record is from RefSeq and is a predicted model, not a curated record. Gene Ontology annotation, biological process: regulation of cyclin-dependent protein serine/threonine kinase activity; mitotic cell cycle phase transition.